AUGUCAUGCACCAUCGCAUAUAGAGGCCAUGUGGCCGUCAUCACCAUUGACAACCCAAAGACCCUGGGUGCUUUGACAAGGGACAUACAGCUUCAACUUGGUCACCAUCUCCGUGAAGCAGCGGACCGCAAAGAUGUCUACGUUACGCUCCUGGCCGGGACAGGACGAUUCUUUUCCUCAGGAGCCGACAUCCGUGAGGACCGCGAGGCGCCGGCCCACGAAGACAGGAGGCGACAUUAUGUGCACCAAAUGGCCGAUCUGCUUGAUCUCGCACAGACGUUUUAUACACAUCCGAACAUGCUUGUGACGGCACUGAACGGUCCGGUCGCAGGGCUGGCAUCCGCCUUGAUAUCGCAUUCGGAUUUUAUCUACGCUGCGCCACACACGUAUCUGCUCGCGCCCUUCAAUUCCAUUGGAAUCGUGGUCGAGGGCGGCGCUACGAAAUCUAUGGUAAGCCGUAUGGGAGCAGGUCUGGCGAAGGAGGCUCUGCUCAUGGCCAGAAAGAUUUCGCUCGGUCAAUUGCUUGCAUGUGGCUUCGUGAAUGGCGUAUUCGAAGCCGACGCCUCGGGAAGAGACGCAGAGCAGUUUACACAGACGGUGUUUACCGAGAUUUGUGAGCGACGACUCGGCACGCAUCUUAGCUCGGCUAGUCUACUGAGAACAAAGCAAGUAAUGUCGAGGUCUGACGAGAUCGCCUAUGAUGCGCACUCGGUUCGCGAGUUUGUUGGUGGGGUCGAGGCGCUCCAGCGAGGGUACCCUCAAGAUCAGUUUCGCAAGAUGCUACGAGGAGAAAAGAGGCACAAGCUGUAG
Messenger RNA from Exophiala spinifera, 810 nucleotides. RefSeq lists its product as uncharacterized. The record is from RefSeq and is a predicted model, not a curated record. Gene Ontology annotation, biological process: fatty acid beta-oxidation. The coding region runs from base 1 to 810 and encodes 269 amino acids. The transcript is spliced from 2 exons. Gene Ontology annotation, cellular component: peroxisomal matrix. Lineage: Eukaryota; Fungi; Ascomycota; Eurotiomycetes; Chaetothyriales; Herpotrichiellaceae.